Molecule: messenger RNA, 7265 nt
Organism: Manis pentadactyla (Chinese pangolin)
Lineage: Eukaryota; Metazoa; Chordata; Mammalia; Pholidota; Manidae
Product: transmembrane gamma-carboxyglutamic acid protein 4-like
Cellular component (GO): extracellular region
Molecular function (GO): calcium ion binding
Source: RefSeq, a predicted model, not a curated record
UUUAUAUUCACAAUAUCAUUAUUUCCUUAAUUUUUCUUCCACAAGACCUUUAUGAAAUCCAGAAAGACUCAAAUGUAUAUACCCAACCUCUGAAAGGAGUCCAUUUUAGAGAUCUAUAUUUUUUCCCUUGGUUUUAAAGUCUGUCCUAAUUCAUCACCAUUAUUUGUAGUGUUUUUUUUGUAAACGUUUUCCUCUAAUUCAAGAAUAGAACAAUAGAGUCUCAUCAUACACUCAUAUAUACUUUCAUGCUUAGAAAGCCUUAUUUCUUUUCCAUACAAUUUAGCAUGUAAACACAAGCAAACUACUUCAUCUAGUGCUCACCCAGAGGAACAGUAACAUACACCAGCACUGUAGAGAGAGAAUUGGCUGAAUGUUUUUGAGAGAAGAUAACACUACAUAUAAAAUGACAUAUUCUAUAUUUUUGAGCUAUAGGAGGAGAAAGUGGUUUUUACUACAAGUAAUGUUCAGCAUAAACAGUAAAUUUAGAACUUAAUCUCUACAUAAAUGCAACUCCAUAUAAACUAUUUACUUCAAAAUGAAAAGCACAGAGAAAAAUAAUUGAAAUCAUUUGUAAACCCACCCUGAGAAACAUAAUGUUCAUAUAGAUAUCCAAUCUUUCUAUAUGUAUGUUAUAUACAUGUAGUGGGUUGAAUAUUGUCCUACAAAAAUUCAUUUCAACCUAGAACCCCAGAAAGUGAGUCUUUGGAAAUAGGGUGUUAGCAAAUAUAAUUAGUUAGGUGCACUCGUACUAGAUUAGGGUGAGUCCUAAAUCCAAUAACUGCUGUUCUCAUAAGAAGAGGGGAUGCACAGAGACACGGGAGAAGGUCAUAGGGCAACACAGGUUGGCCUGGGAGCUAUAAACCAAGGAAUACCAAGAUUACCGGCAACCACCAUAAGCUCGGAAAGAGGCAUUGAACAGUUUUUCCUCCAAAUCCUCCUCUAGAGGGAACUAACUUGGCUAACCUUGAUUUUGGACUUCUGGUCUGAAUUGUGGAAGAAUAAAUUUCUGUUAAGCCACCCAGUUUGUGGCAAUUUGUUAGGGUAGCCCUAGGAAGCUAAGACGUUUUCAUAUUCAGUAUUACAUGAACAUAAUACUACUAUUACAUACUGACCUAUGUCACUAUCCUGAAAUGUGAUGUUUAAUUGUAUUGGCUCAUACAGAUGUAAUUUAUUUAGCCAUUUACUUAAAAAUGGACAUUUGAGGUUCAUAUAUGAAUUUUUUUAUCCAUCCCCAACAAUUAAUCCCUAGUGUGAAAAUGCUUCCUUUGUUGUUAACGAUAUUAAUUUGUGUUGCCAGGUUUACAAUGAUGCUAUUGGUAGCAAUUUAUGCUACCAUUAGCAGCAUACAAUCUGUGCAUGCUCAUUUACCCCAAAUCCUUACCAAUACUGUGUAUUGUCUUUUGAAAUAAUGUUUGCCAAAUUAAUAGGCAAAAAUUUAAUCUUCCUUUUUUCUUAAUAAAAAGGUAAGAUAUGAAAUCUGAGGGGGUGGGGGAAGAAAGGGAGAGGGGUACAGGAAGCACAAAGUAAAAAUAAUGUUGAACACUCAGAUUAACUAAUCUUUGAUUAACCUUUGAAUAAUUUUUCUUUGCAUAUACAUAUGUAUUAUUUUAAGAAGAAUGGGAUUAUACUGUACAUACCAUUUUGUAACCUUUACGUUAUAAUCUUUCCAUGUCAUUAAAGAAUCUGCCACAACACUUAAAGACUUUCUCAUUCCAGGAUAUAGAUGCAUUAUAAUUAAUACCCAAUUAUUGAGCAUUUAGAUAUUUUUCACUGGGGCUAUUUAAACAAUAAUGAGUUUGUAGCUAUAUCUUUGCAAACACUGAGGACUUUUUUCAUUAGAAUAAAUAGUCAUGAAAUAGUUCAAAUUUAAAGACUAGUUGAAUUAUUUUAUGCCUUAAAAGCAGAGCAUAAAACUACUUCCCUAUGUGUUCUUAGCAACAUUGGACUUUAUAAUAUUUUUUAAUCUUUAUCAAUUUGAUAGAUAAAAAGACUCAGUUUAUAGUUCUUUAUUAGUAAUAUAAAGUCAUCUCUUCACAAGGCCAUUUGUAUUCUGUGUAUUAACUAUUCAUAUUCCUUGUAAAGUAUCUGUUCCAUAAGUAGUAAAUGUUUUUCCCAGUUAGCCUAUUUUUUUAUGUGCAAGUUUUAUGUUUUCAUGUGGUCAUUUCAAUAUUCUCUUUUCACAUUUAAGUUUUUGACAUUUUUCCAGAGGAAAGUGUUUUUACCCCCAAAUUCUAUACAUAUUUACCUUUACUUUAUUAAUUUUUAAAAUAUUUAAUAUCUUUUGACUUAGAGUUUAGUUUGGUAACAAGUAGUAUAAGGUAAGAAUCUUAGUUUGAAUUUUUCAAAAUAGUUAGGCAAUGUCUCAGCACCAUUUAGUGUAUAGUCUCUCCACUGACUUGACAUGCCUGCAUCGUAUAUAUGAAUUAUUUAGAUCAUACCUACCAUAAGAAAACUGAAGUGGCUAUACUAAUAAAAGAUAAAUAGACUCUAAAAAAGACUACUAGAAAUAAAAUAACAUUUUAUAAUGUCAGAAGGGUCACUAUCAGGAAAAUACAACAAUUAUAAACAUGCACCUAACAACAAAGGUACAAAAUAUGUUUAAAACUAACAAAAUUGAAAAUAACAUACGAUUCAACAAUAAUCGUUGGAGACUUCAAUAUCCCACUUUCAAUAAUGGACAGAGCAAGCAGACAAAGGAUCGACAAGAAAACAUUCGAACAUAAUAAACCAACUAGACCUAAGAAACAUCUGUUGGAACACUACCCAACAAUAGGAAGAUACAUAUUCUUUUAAGCACACAAGGACCAUUCACCAAGAUAGACCAUUGGUAAGUCUUAAAAACAAGUCUCAAAUUUAAAACGAAUCAUACAAAGUACAUACAAUGGAGUGAAAUUACAAAUCAGUAACAAAGCUGGGAAAUAUGUGGAAAUUAAAUAGCAUGAUCAUAAAUAACCAAUGAGUCAAAGAAUAAAUCUCAAGAGAAGUUAGAAAAUUCUUUGGAAUUAAUGAAAACAAACAUGUUACAUACCAAAACAUGAGAUGGGGCCAAAGCAUGCAUAAAGGGAAAUUUACAGCAGAAAAUGUCUACAUUUAGAAAAAAAAAAAUCAACCUUUCACUUUAGGAAACUAUGGAAAGAUCAAACUAAACCCAGAGCAUGGAGAAGAAAAUAAAGAUUAGAAAUUAAUUAAUUAAUAGAAAAUAGAGAACAUUAAUGAAACCAAAAGUUCUUAAAAAAUUUUUUAAUUGAUAAACCUCUAGCUAGACUGAUCAAUAAAAUAAGACUCAGAUUAUUAAAAUCAAAAAUAAAAGGGGACACCAUUCUUAACCACCUUACAGAAAUAAAAAGGAUCAUAAGGGAAUAUUAUAAGUAACUGAAUGUCCAUAAAUGAGGUAAUCUAGAUGAAAUGGGAAAAUUCUGAGAAAAACUACUUAAACUGAAUCAAGAAGAAAUAAAAACCUUAAUAAAAUAGACUGAAUUACUAAUUUAAAGGCAUCUAUGAAAAACAUUUAACACCAUAUUUAACGAUAAAUGACUGAAUAUUUUCUCCUAAAUCUCCUAAGAGAGGAUGUCCACUCUUGUUAUUUUUACUCAGCAUUGUUCUGGAGGUUCUAUCCAGGAAGGUAAAAGCAAGAAAAAUAAAAAAAAGGUGUCCAGAUUGGGAAGCAUCAAGUAAAACUGUACUUGCAGAUGACAUGACCUUAUAUAUAGAAAACCCUAAGGAAUCCACUAAAUUUAUUUAGAAUACCCCAACUUUAUUCUUCUUUUUAAAAGUUGUCUUGGCUAUUCUGAGUCCUUGAAUUUCUAUAUGAAUUUUAGGAUUCAGCUGUCAAUUUCUGCAAAUAAACCAGAUGGGAUUUUGAUACAGAUCACAAUGAAUCUGUAGAUCUGGGGAGUCUUGCCAUUUAUUUAGGUCCUUUAAAAAUUCUUUUAGCAAUGUUUCAUAGUUUUCAGUGCACAAGUUUUGCAUUUGUACAUGCCUUGUUAAUGGUCAGCUGAUUUUUGAAAAGGGUGCCAAGAUAAUUCAUUAGGGGAAAACAUAUUCCUGGUAACUAAAUAUCUAAAUACAAAAGGAUGAAGUUGCAUCCUUUCCCUAUACCACACGCAAAAUGUAGAAUAGAGCAUAGCAUAAAAGAGAUAAAACUAUAAAGCUCUUAGAAGAAAAUAUAGAAACAAAUCUUUGUGAUUUUAGGCUAGGCAUAAACUUCUUAGACACAAUACCAAAAAUACAAGCAACAAAAGAAAAAAAUGAUUUCAUCAAAAUUAAAAUCUUCACUUCUUCAAAUAAUACUUUCAAGAAAGUGAAAAGACAACCCAUAGAACUGAGGAAAAUAUUUGCAAACCACAUAUCUGAUAAAAAAAAAACUUGUAUUAGAAUACAUAAAGAACUCUUACAACUCAACAAUAGAGACAAAACCCCGUUGUAAAAUGGGCAAAAGAUUUGAACAGACAUUUUUCCAAGAAUAUAUACAAAUGUUCAGUAAGCACAUAAAAAGAUGUUCAACAUUGUUAUCCAUCAGAUAAAUGCAAAUCAAAACCGAAGAGAUAUAACUUCACACUUUUUAGGAUGGCUAGAAUCAAAAAGACAGUAAAAAGUGUUAUCAAAGAUGUGGAGAAACCAGAACUCUCAUGCAUUGCUGGAGGAAAUGUUCAGUUGUAGCCACUUUAGAACACAAUUUUACAAUUCCUCAUGGUCUUGUCUUAUGACUCAACAGUUCUAUCCUUAGGUAUAUAUCCAAAGAGAUGAAAACGUAUCCAUGCAAAAACUUGUAUACAGCUCCGCGGCCUCCGGGCGUCUAAGCGGGAGCUCGGCUGCGCGCGUCCCCGCGGUGCAUGCAGGGCGCCCUUCUGCCGAUCCCAGGCGCUUCCUCGGUCGGAGCGCGGCGUUGCCGAGAUUUGGGGGCCGCUGAGACCGAGGGUCUGGCGGCCGCAGGGACGACCCAGUGAAGGGGCUCCGGCCCGGGAGGUGCUGGAACAUGGGCGCCGAGCUGCAGUUUGUUUGACAGUUGCCAGACUAUGUUUACACUUCUGGUUCUACUCAGCCAACUGCCCAUAGUAACCUCCGCGUUUCCUCAUUGCACAAGAAGUCCAACGGAGUCUGGGCAUGCGGGAAAAGAGGUCUUUACAUCAAAAGAAGAAGCAAACUUUUUCAUACAUAGACGCCUCCUAUAUAAUAGAUUUGAUUUGGAGUUCUUCACUCCCGGAGACCUAGAAAGAGAGUGCAAAGAACUGUGUAAUUAUGAAGAAACCAGAGAGAUAUUUGUGGAUGAAGAUAAAACGACAUUUUGGCAGGAAUAUUCAAUUAAAGGACCAACCACAGAAUCAGAUGCCAACAGAGAGAAAAUCGAUGUUAUGGGCCUUCUGACUGGAUUAAUUGCUGCUGGAGUAUUUUUGGUUAUUUUUGGAUUACUUGGUUACUAUCUUCCUAUCACUAAGUGUAACAGACAUCCAGGUUCUUGAGCCACAUACGUGUGGGGCAGGCAUGCUUCCUCCAUCAUUUUCAGAAGACCUGAGGAGGCUGUCUUUUCUCCAUCACCACCUUCACCAGAGGACACAGGAUUACCUUCUUAUGAACAGGCAGUGGCACUGACUAGGAAACACAGCGUUUCACCAGAACCACCAUAUCCUGGGCCAGCAAAAGGAUUUAGGGUAUUUAAAAAGUCUAUGUCGCUCCCAUCUCGUUAAGCCCAUUUUGCCAUCUCGGUAGUAUGGAAGAUUCAUCUUAUUUGAAUGGUUUGUGUUCCCUGAACCAGAAAGGACACGUCAACUCAGCCCUCCAUGACAAACUGCAGGGAGCAGAGGAGGAAUAAGCACGAGUUCUAUACCGCAGAAGUUCUGUCAGCAUCUUGGACCUGAACCUGAUUAUUAUCAGCUUGUUAAGAAACUUGACUCCAUAUCCUUUCAGUUAAGCAGAGAAGACUUUUUUUGUUUAUUUUAAUGGUUCAAAAAAAUCUGUGUCAUGGAUGUCAAAGAUUGAACUGGUGAAAUAUCUGGAUCCUGCAUACAAAUAAGGGAUGGAGAUUUCUUGUGUUAAGUAUUUUAAAAAGUAAGAGUUUCUAAUCAUUAGAUUAUCUCAAGUCAUUAUAUUGGACCCAUUCUUUACUAGCAUCACUUUUUUGGUUGGUAAUACUUCACAGAAUUUGACAUUUCAGUGUAAAUUGGUGGCCUUACUAUGAUCACUUGGUUUUAAAUUUUAAAUUAUUGCAUAGCAUUCAUAUUUUGUAGGUUUUAGUUGUUAACUAUUGUUAUCAGUCAUGUUGUAUUAUGGAGAGUGGGGUCAGUAGUUUUUUUUAAAAAAAACACCUACUUGCUAGGGAGUUAGGUCUUCAGUGGGUGCAAUAUUGCAAUGGCAAGACUUGAAAGGGUUGUUAUUGUAGCAAAUAAAUAAGUAGGCCUCAAAUCUAGGAGUGACUAGAACUUGAUAAAGUUGUCCAUGUUACUGACAAGUAGAAACACCCAUUUUCAUUGCUGAAUUACCUAUAUAUAACUAUUAUGUACCUUGAAAUUUUGUUAAGGCUUGAUAAAUAAUAGUUUGAAAACAUAACUUACUUUCCUGGCAUUAAAAUUAUACUGAUUACAGUUACCAGCAACCCAUUGUACAUCUUAAUGUCUGGACAAAACACCAUAAGUCAUUAUUUCACCCUAUACUGCUAAUCCUAUAUAUGACCAGUCUCUCCUUAAGAAUGUAGUAGAGUAUAAGCUAUAAACCUUCGGAGUGAGUGUGGGACCAAAGUUAUGUUAGCAGGUGUGUAUAUAUCUGUGAAUUUUUUUCGUCUUUGUAGGAGCUCAAGAAAUAACAUACCCCUGAGAAAUAGAACAUUGUGUUUUGUUUUUGCCAGUAUUGCAUUUUCCUAUUAUUUAAGACCACUUAUGAAAUUGUAUUUUGUUUUAUAAUUUUCAUUAGGGUAAAACUAAAACCCACAUGCAUUUGAUAAUCCUUUCCAAAUUAAAUGUUUAGAAAGUAUAAAUCAUUACAGUAUGUGAGAGUGUAUGUGUCUCUUUUAAGACAACAUGAUCUCAAGUCAGAUAAAAGCAAGGCCUUAAUCAUCAUAGACUGCCAGAGACUUUAUUGUUUCAGUCUUGGCAUCUCUUCAGUUGUUUGUCAUAAAGCAAUCAUCUAGCAACAUUUAGAUAUAAGGGAGAGUUGACUUUUUAAAGCCACCUACAUUACCUAUAAAAAUUUUACUAUUAGUCAUACCUUGGCCUUACAGAGCACAUUUUCUCAUGUAACUUUGCAUUUUGCACUUAUUUUAAUCUUCUUUAAAA